This is a messenger RNA of Aspergillus caelatus, 462 nucleotides long. RefSeq names its product MARVEL domain-containing protein. The transcript has 3 exons. The coding region runs from base 1 to 462 and encodes 153 amino acids. The record is from RefSeq and is a predicted model, not a curated record. Gene Ontology annotation, cellular component: membrane. Lineage: Eukaryota; Fungi; Ascomycota; Eurotiomycetes; Eurotiales; Aspergillaceae.
AUGGAGCCGAUACAGCUUGGAAUCCAUGUGGUGCAGUCUGUAAUAGCAUUGAUCAUUCUAGGGUGCUCAAUCUAUGGGGUCACUAUAGCUUCGACCACAACAGGCUUCGGGCUUGCCAUUUUCACGGCCAUUGCAACGAUCCUAGUUGCCAUUUACAUUCUUACCGCAUCUUUCAUUGCCAAGAGCAUUUACAAACUCUGGCUUCUCGUUGGAGCCAACUGUGUCACGGCGAUCUUUUGGAUUGCGACAAUCGGUACAUUGGCAUCGCAACAACGGUGGAAUCAUGAAUGCCAAUACAAUCACGGGCAUUGCUAUAGGAAGCGCGAUGGAAACGACAGUCAUGGCGUGCACGCCGCAACGAUUGCGCUUAGCGUUAUUGACGGCCUCCUGUCGGUCGUUUCUAUUGGGUACAGUCUAUGGGCCAAAAAGAAUCACCGAACGAAGACUCCUGCAACUGAGUGA